AUGACAUCUUCAUUCAACCCAAAAAAAGAAUCAAUUUUAGAUCUCCAAAAAUUUUUAGGUAAAGAAAUUUGUGUAAAAUUUACAGGUGGUCGUGAAGUUCAAGGUAUUUUAAAAGGAUAUGACCAAUUAGUUAAUAUUACAUUAGAUCAAACUCAAGAAUUUAUAAGAGAUGCAGAAGAUCCAUUAAUUACAACAGAUGAAAAAAGAUUUUUAGGUUUAGUUGUUUGUAGAGGUAGCAGUGUUAUGAUGGUUUGUCCAACUGAAGGUUGUGAGCCAAUUGAUAAUCCAUAUUAA
Molecule: messenger RNA, 294 nt
Organism: Dictyostelium discoideum AX4
Lineage: Eukaryota; Evosea; Eumycetozoa; Dictyosteliales; Dictyosteliaceae
Gene: lsm7
Product: LSM domain-containing protein
Exons: 2
Coding region: 1-294 (97 amino acids)
Biological process (GO): nuclear-transcribed mRNA catabolic process; mRNA splicing, via spliceosome
Cellular component (GO): nucleus
Molecular function (GO): RNA binding
Source: RefSeq, a predicted model, not a curated record